Pyricularia oryzae 70-15 is the source of this 2910-nucleotide messenger RNA. Its product is annotated as phosphatidylserine decarboxylase proenzyme 1. The record is from RefSeq and is a predicted model, not a curated record. The coding region runs from base 418 to 2028 and encodes 536 amino acids. Gene Ontology annotation, molecular function: phosphatidylserine decarboxylase activity. The transcript has 3 exons. Gene Ontology annotation, biological process: phosphatidylethanolamine biosynthetic process. Gene Ontology annotation, cellular component: mitochondrion. Lineage: Eukaryota; Fungi; Ascomycota; Sordariomycetes; Magnaporthales; Pyriculariaceae.
GCAAGCUUUUCAAUUGUCAUCUCAACACCUCGACUGAGAUAAAAACGCAUUCAGGUGACGUUGUAAAUUGUGAGGCAAAUUCUAUCGACUGUCUGAUCAGUACCGUAAAAAUCCUCAAACUUCGAUACCAAUUGCUCGACCGCAACCUCAAAGCGAAUCACGUGCGAGAGAGCGCAUCGGCAAAUCAAUCAAUCCGCAGGCACGGUGCCACCUAGAACGACCUAGACGUCAUUCAGAUUUUCCGGGGAUGGCCCAAGCGACAACGUUAGCAUAAACGACCAGGGUGUUCCCCUUUAUCACGCGAUUGUGCCAAUUUCCCGCAAGCAACACCACGGGUAGCGGGCGUGGGCGCAAAAAAAAAAUUAAUAUACUAGACAACGAAUAAUCCGUACUCUCCCCCCGCCCUCCCGGACAACCAUGGCUUCCACUAUAGCCGCCCGUACACGCCUAGUGGCCAGGUCGCGUCCGAUGCACACGUACAGCUCGACAUAUCUCUACUCCCGCGCGCCACCCCCGAGCCGAGCAUGUUUUCCCUCUGGAGGUGCCGGCAGCGGUGCUGGUGGCUCGCGGUGCUACUCGACCCAUGAGACCCCCAAGAGGCCCAAGUUCACCUCGAGGCUGCGCUCUGCAUGGAAGAAUUCGAAAAUCACCUGGUACAAUAUCCCGGUCGGAGUCGGCAUUGGGUUUUUAGGACUGGUGCAGUUUUAUAGGGUACAGAGGAGGGAAAAGGACAGGUUAAAGGAUGAGGCCGAUGCCGACGCGGACAGCCUAUCAAGGCCCAAAAAGAGGCAAAGAAUCAGGCCAGAUGGACCAUGGCAGGUCCAGAUCAUGUCUACUUUACCCCUGAAAGCACUAUCGAGGUUAUGGGGCAGAUUCAAUGAGCUCACACUUCCUUAUUACCUGAGGAUUCCUGGUUUCAAGCUUUACUCUUUCAUCUUUGGCGUCAACCUAGAUGAGAUUGAAGAACAAGACCUCCACAACUUCCCCAACCUAGCAUCAUUCUUUUACCGGACGCUUAAGCCUGGCGCCCGUGUCCUCGACCCCAACCCCCUUGCACUUCUCUCGCCAUCAGACGGCCGUGUGCUGCAAUACGGCCAGAUCGAAGGCGGUGAUAUUGAACAGGUCAAGGGCAUGACGUACAGCAUAGAUGCGCUCCUCGGCGAGACUACACCUUCCAGGCCCGGCAGCCUGGCAUCCUCUGGCACCAGCACCCCGAACCCGGCGCAGGACGACGAGAUCGUGAAGCAGGACGAAGAGUUUGCCCGCGUCAACGGCAUCUCGUACACCUUGCCUAACCUACUGUCCGGUCCGUCCUCGAAAUCCAACAAGACCGACCAGGAUCUCGAAGACCAGUCCGUUACGCCGUCGCCGGCGUCAGUCUCCCAGGUCCGCGCCGAUUUAGAGCUAGGCGAGAAGCCGUGGUGGUCUCUCCUGGCCGAGCAGCGUCGCACCAAGCUCUACUACGCCGUCAUCUACCUCGCGCCGGGCGACUACCACCGCUUCCACUCGCCAACUAACUGGGUCGUCGAGCGCCGCCGCCACUUUGCCGGCGAACUGUACUCGGUCUCGCCGUAUUUGCAGCGCACGCUGCCGGGGCUCUUCACGCUCAACGAGCGCGUCGUGCUGCUCGGGCGCUGGCGCUACGGCUUCUUCAGCUACGUGCCCGUCGGCGCCACCAACGUCGGCAGCAUCAAGAUCAACUUUGACCGCGAGCUGCGCACAAACUCGCUCACCACCGACACGGCCGCCGACCGCGCCGCCGAGGAGGCCGCGAGGCGCGGCGAGCCCUACAGCGGAUAUGCCGAGGCCACGUACGAGAACGCCAGCCGCGUUCUGCACGGCCACGCCCUCAGGAGAGGCGAGGAGAUGGGUGGCUUCCAGCUGGGCAGCACCGUCGUGCUGGUGUUUGAGGCGCCCGCCCCGAGGAUGGAGGGCGGGCAGGUCCAGGAUGGCUUCGUGUGGGCUGUCGAAAAGGGGCAGACGGUCAAGAUGGGACAGGCGUUGGGCAGGGUUGUCGAUGACUUGUAACAAGUGCUGUUCUCGUCAUUUCUUGUUGUGUGAUAAAAAUAUUACAAGUCUAAUGUUUUCGUGCUCAAUUCUGAGUUCUAUCUUUUUUGUCUCCUUUUCUCAGAAGUAUGCUUACUGCCUGGUCUUGCUUUCCGAAAUACUGUUAUCUACCUGGGCCAUGACUGAAGCGAUAUACACACUAACAACAGUACUUGUAAUGCGCGGUUGUUGUGAAUUUAACCGCAUGGCCUGCUCCGGCUAUUUUUAUCACGGAACCACUUGUUGCUGGGAUGAUUAACCGCUGCAUGUACGGAAUCUUUGCCAGGCAUUACGCCGAUCUUUUGAGGAAGAAUCCUUUUGCAACGAAUGAAAAUUGACAACCCCAUGGGGCCAAUGAUGACGUGAGGUGCACAUCAGAUCUAAGGCUAGCGAAUUGCACGUGGUUGGUCUACGCCCUGCAACGACAUCCGUGUGAUUUGUUGACGAACAGCCUGGAUCUAAUCAUUGUCAACUGUUUUUUUUUUGUUUUUUUUUCAUUUGUAUAUCUGGCGCUUUAUGCAUUUCCAACUCCGCGCUCUGCACGAAAAGACACUACACAUGGAAAAAAGGAUUCUAAACCCCCCUCUUCAAUAAAAUUACCACCCACUAUAUAUACAAAGUAUCCCUGUGCGCCCAGCAUAUUUUUCUUUGGCUCCUUAAGCACCAAAGACCUUGACCUUGGUCUCGAGGGGAGCAAACUCCUUGUCGCCGGCGCUGCCGAGCUUGUUGCCAAAGACGAGCUGGGCGUUGAGCUUCCACUCCUUGGGGAUGUUCCAGGUAGUGGCAACCUUCUCGUCGACCAGGGGGUUGUAGUGCUGUAGGCUGGCGCCGACGUUCUCCUGGUCGAGGGCGACCCAGAGGGCG